CAUGGAUACAAUACAUUCAAUUUUAAAUUUAGUUUAGCGAUGAUAGUGGAUUUAGUAGCCGCCCCUCUGUGGACGGGCGGAGCUAAUCACAUCGGGGUGAGGAAAUGAACUACUUCGUGACUACCAUUUAUAGCUGUGGACUAGUGGGCGGAGAGAUAUGUUGCACAGACACCAGACUCCUAGGAAAUUACCAGGUUUAAAUAAAUGGGAUAGAAGAAUCGCGGCCGCUGACCCGUUUCUUCUCGACUCCGCGGAUCGUCGUCCUGCUCCCCGAUGAUUGCGCGGUGGUUGCUGCCGCUGAUCUGCGCGCUCUCCGCAGAGGCCAAUUUCUUCCAGCUCGACACCAUUAGCAACGUUUCCACUUAUUAUUUUAAUUACAUUUAUUGUAACAUAUGGGAGGGGGAGUGUCAGCCUCACCAAGAUGAUGCCACACAGCAAGUUCCUACCAGGGAACUGUGGGCAGGUUUUCCCCAGGACUACAUCAGCCUGCUGCAUCAGUGGUACUGUAGCCUGGGUCAGUGCUGUGAGUCUGGAGACUGCAGGAUAACUAACAACAUCACAGGUCUGGCAAAUGACCUCCAGACAAAGCUCCACGGGCAGCACCUGGUCCAGUCUGUAGUUCUCAAAGCUAUCCAGGGUUUCAUCAAAAACCCAGAGUCCAACAAGCCACUGACACUGUCCUUCCACGGCUGGUCCGGUACUGGCAAGAACUUUGUGGCCCGGAUCAUCGCUGACAAUCUGUAUCGGGAUGGGGUGAAGAGCGAGUGUGUCCGUCUGUUCAUCGCCCCAUUUCACUUCCCACAUGCCAGACUGGUGGACACGUACAAGGGCCAGCUGAGAGAAGCUAUCAGAGACAUGGUGCUGCGCUGCCCGCAGACUCUCUUCAUCUUUGAUGAGGCCGAGAAGCUCCAUCCCGGUCUUAUUGAUGCUAUCAAGCCCUACAUGGAUCACUAUGACAAUGUGGACGGGGUCACUUACAGAAGAGCCAUCUUCCUUUUCCUCAGUAAUAUCGGGGGUGCAACAAUCAAUGAUGUAGCACUGGACUUCUGGCAUUCUGGUCAGAAUCGAGAGGACAUCGGUAUGGAGGACCUGGAGCAUCGGCUACGAGCUGAAACUAUGGAGUCUCAAGGUGGGUUUGCUCAGAGUGAGCUCAUGUCUGGGCACCUGAUUGACUUCUUUGUGCCAUUUCUCCCUCUGGAGUACCGCCACGUGAAGCUCUGUGCUCGUGACGCCUAUGCAGCACGGGGUUUAGAGACGGACGAAACAACACUAGAUGAGGUUGCCAAGGCAAUGCUGUACGUCCCAAAAGAAGAGAGACUGUUCUCUGCCCAAGGAUGCAAGUCCAUACCACAGAGGAUCAACUUCUUUCUCCCCUAGAAGGAGAGACAGAAAAGGAGAGAGCGACCUAAAGGAGGUGUUAGAUUGCUUUACCAGCCCAUCAGCAUACAGAGCCACAGGGGAGAUAUGUCUUCUUUGUGCCACUCUGUGCACCACCCUCUCCCCACACAGAUACAACACGUGUCUGUCCAGGUCCCGCAGAGAAGGCCAGGCAGCAGGGCAGAUCCAGUAUGAGAGGGGGAGCAGCAUGGCCCAUUCUGCAGAGGUCAGCAGCGUUGCAGAAAACGUCAGUGUUGUGAAACGGUCAUCGUGUGAGGUGUGGCUGCUCUCCUUCACCUGCCUGGUUGGAAUUCUCACCAUGUCAAGACAAAGACAUGAAGAAGACAGUGGCUAUCAUAAAGGGUUGCUCAUACAUUUUUCUAUCACACUAUUUAUGUCACUUCACCUCUGCAAAAGUAUGAGUUGUGCUGCUUGUUUAUUAUUCUUGGGUCAUGUAUUAGUAUUUGCAUGUCAGACAUUGUACUUUCAACAGGACCGACUAUUUAUUGAUAUCUUUUGUGCCAUAGUUAAACAUUCCUUCUGUGUAAUAUUAGAUUUGUGGAGUGGUUUAAGUGCACUCUUGUUGGUCCUUUUAACUAAUUCUUUUUAAAGGCCAUUUUGUGAUGGCAUCACAUUUGCUGUGUAGACAUCCCAACCUAGUAUGAAUGCACAUCACUCUGCUACAUUAGAGCAUGACUAUGUUCAGUUUUGAUCUUGCGAAACAAGAAAAUUUUGUGACUGCAUCUUGCAGGGUUGGGCUACACAGUAAAUGGUACUCAGUACCAUAUGAAAUAGCUAACAUGGCAAUAGCCAACAGUUGUAGAAAUGUUACUUUAAAAUUUUCUUAGUAAUGUGAUGUGCAAAAAAUAAGUAAUUUGUUUCAGUCAACGUCUUUUUUAUUUUAUUUUUUUUUUAUUCAAACCCUUUGAUCUAUUUUUCCAUGUCAGUAAUUUUAAAGGGGUGUAGGUGCAAACUGUGAUUGUGAAAUGCAGUUAUUUGUCAUUUUGAGUCCAUUCACAGGUUUGCUUUAUCCCCAGCCUGCGGCAGGGAUUUUGUUUGUUGGGAAUGAGGGCCAAGGCAUAAUGUCACAAUGAAAAGAAAGUUAAGCAGACAUGGUUU
Melanotaenia boesemani (Boeseman's rainbowfish) is the source of this 2496-nucleotide messenger RNA. It is a transcript of the gene tor3a, whose product is annotated as torsin family 3, member A. Gene Ontology annotation, cellular component: nuclear envelope; endoplasmic reticulum lumen. The record is from RefSeq and is a predicted model, not a curated record. NCBI's taxonomy places the organism in Eukaryota, Metazoa, Chordata, Actinopteri, Atheriniformes, Melanotaeniidae. The coding region runs from base 274 to 1377 and encodes 367 amino acids. Gene Ontology annotation, molecular function: ATP hydrolysis activity; ATP binding. The transcript has 6 exons.